This is a messenger RNA of Fulvia fulva, 2313 nucleotides long. RefSeq names its product Cutinase transcription factor 1 beta. The coding region runs from base 1 to 2313 and encodes 770 amino acids. The transcript has 4 exons. The record is from RefSeq and is a predicted model, not a curated record. Gene Ontology annotation, molecular function: DNA binding; DNA-binding transcription factor activity, RNA polymerase II-specific; zinc ion binding. Lineage: Eukaryota; Fungi; Ascomycota; Dothideomycetes; Mycosphaerellales; Mycosphaerellaceae. Gene Ontology annotation, biological process: DNA-templated transcription; regulation of DNA-templated transcription.
AUGACUGCCAUAGCGGUAAACGGCUCAGAGCCACAGGCGAUGCACACAGACGACACAAUACUACUGAGUCCCGGUGCGAACGCACGUGGCAAGCUGAAGCAAAGACGCUCACGAAAGGCUUGUCAGCAUUGCCACACACGCAAGAUACGCUGCAACGUGCUGGAGAACGGGACGCCGUGUUCGAAUUGUGUGGACGCGGGAACAACAUGCAUAAUCCGCCGACGAAAGAACCAAAGACGCGAGUCUACGCCACCAGAUCAGAACGGGCACCACGCUGUGAUAGACCAGUCACAUAGCUGGAGGUUACCUACACCAUCGGGGUGGCCCGACAACACUGCUCAGAGGCCUUCAUUACCACCAAGAGCUCCUAGCCAAAGCAGCGCACCAUACACCGCGCAGAAUGGCACGAGCAUCGAGAACGGCUCGCAAAGCUCCGCCUCGCCAGAUACUGGGCAAUUAUGGACUGUCGACACUGGUGCAGGUCUCGCAUGGGACCAGAAUGCCCUGGUGGAUGCAUCUUCUGCGAGCUGUGAUUUCUCGCAUCUGACGGAUCUGGAUGACAUAUUUACCUUCACAGGGAACACCUUGCUUCCUCCUAUACCGCAGCAGCAUGACUAUGCAGCAUGGCACCAGCCCUUGACACAGCAGAAUCUGAGCCCGCCUCCCAUUCUACCAAGCCCUGGGGUCAAUGUAGUGAACGGAGCCGGCAAUGUAGGACCGCGCAGGGCCUCGUUUGUGCCUACGUCUGUACACAUACCUGGGCUCAAUCCUCGGGACCACGAGUAUCUCCGGGGCGAGGGCUGCUUCGACUUGCCGCCCGCGACGGUCUUGCGGCAAAUGAUGCACAUGUACUUUCGGAUGAACCAUCCCAACCUACCUAUUGUUGCGGAGGAUCAAUUCUGGGCUUUGUGGAGUGGCGAUGAGUACAGGGUCGGCGAGUAUUCCUACCUGCUAUUACGGGCGAUGAUCUUCGCCGCCACAAGUUACACGGAGCCAGAGGUGCUAUCCACCAUCGGAUUUGUUAGCAAGCGCGAGGCACGUAAUACUCAUUAUCGUCAAGCAAAGCUGCUUUUCGAUUUCGGCAUCGAACGUGACCCUGUCUGCAGUGCACAGGCAUGUCUGCUUCUCUCGUACAACGCGCCGAACUACAACAUCAUGCGGUUGAACACGUACUGGGUUACCAAUGCGAUGCGAUUUGCCAGGAUUGCAAGAGCGGACUUCUAUGACAAGAUUCGAGAUCCAGUCAGAUCCAAGCUCCUCAAACGACUGUGGUGGGGAGUGAUCUUCAGAGACAGGAUCCUGUCAAUGGGGCUUCGCCGAUCCCUCCAAGUAGAGCUGGAACCUGCGUGGGCAGAGGGCGACAAGCAUGUUAUCACUGCCUUAGACUUCCAGAAUGAGCUUGGCAAGUCGCCAGUGCACGACACGGAGACACAGCUUCGCGUUGUGGAGGUCGUGGGCGCAACAUGUCGGCUCAUGCAGUGCCUGACAAAUGCCGGUCUCAUACUGUACCGUUACGAACACCUCGACGACCGCCUGGACAAUGUUGGGAAGUCGAUUCCUCAGACGAUCCAGGAUAUCAAGCGCUGUCUGGAGACAUUACGACAUUGGCAUGAUCAUGCCAUUCGACUAUUUCCAUUCCCGGUCAGCUUAGACGACGCCCCGGAGACAAUCUGCGUAUAUGCCAACAUGAUGUUCUCAUAUCAUGCAGCAGCAGUAUUCGGCCUGAACACAUAUCUCAUUUUGAUACGGGAAGUAUUCUCUCAAGCCAAAGCACUGUUUUCACUAGAGGAAGCCCACGAAGCACUCCAAGUGGCAAACACCGACGUGUCAAGGAGAACACAAGAGCUCGUGCAAGUCCGGCUCGUCAAGUAUCUUCCUAUCAGCGCUUCGGCUGUUCUGGCGCUGCCUCUGAUCCUGCAAGCAAUCAACGUGUCAGCUGCGAGAGGGUCAGGAAUGGAGGCCGUCGAGAGGCGCAGACUAGACGUCUUCACCCGGACGCUGAAAAGUCAGCAGCAGAGUUUCGAUGGCUCAGACUUUUGCGCAGAUGCUCUUGCCAACAUCGUGGCCUAUGCGCAGGACGAUUCGAAGUUUGUCAGCUCAAUGACGACCUGGCGCGAUGGCAAAGACACACAUGGUGGUAAUGCCGCGAACGGAAACGGUGCUCACAAGGUCCGGCUCGAUUGGGGCAACCUGGUUUAUAAGAGGCCAAGGCUGUUCCUGCGGCUGGUCUUGUAUCUAGACCAUGCUUUCAGCACCGGAGGUCCGCCCGGAGACGACGACUUUCCCGAGGUGUUGCAGAAAAGUGCGGUAUAA